AUGGCUUCGCGCCAUAUUCGCCGCGUCCGACAGCAAAGGGAAGUGGGGCUGGCCAGUGGUCCGGGGCAGGAUCGAGGCAGCUCCACAGACGAGGACGCCGGCGGUUCUGCCCCUCCCACCUUCAACCCGUACCAGUACCUUGCAACGGAGGAGGAGGAGGACGAGGAGCAGGCAACAGAUGAGGGACCCACGGGAGGCGACGAUGAAGGGCCCGUUGCCCCCAGCGAGCUGACCCCAGCCGCAGCCUCACAGACGACCGCGGGGAAGAAAAAGAGAAACCGGAAAAGGGGAAAGCAGAAGGCUGCUGGCAAGGAGACGGGGAAGGACAAGCAGAGGGGCGGUGAUAGGCCAGAAGAAGACGUUGACAAGUUGGUAGAAGAGCUCAAAUUGCAAACGGCAGGGUGUGAUGUGGAUUGUUCCACCAGCGCACCUGCAGAGGCGUCCAAGGCACAUGUGCUUGCUGUGGAGGCUGGGUCACUGCGUGCAGAUGAAGAGCUCUACCGCAUUUUCGGAGCACGAGUUGUUGCAUCAGAAGAGGCCCAGCUUCGUCAAGAGCGUGAUCGCAGAUGGCAACGUUAUUCCAAAGGUCUGCGAGGAGUGAGGCGAACAGUUCGCAAUUUCUGGCUGGUUGAAGUGCAAGAACACUGGCCGCCCUUGGACGGGGGCCUCAGCAUGGAAUAUAGAGGGGAAGAAUCUGGGUGCUACAAGUUUUGUUAUGUUUAUUCAUCUCAAUAUCGUCAGAUUCAGGAUGCUUUUGAGGAAUGCCAAGCAUCAGCGAAUCCCAACACCAUCGCUGCCCUUCUCAAUCGCUGUCCAUACCAUGUGGAAGCAGGACUUGCCAUGCAUGAUCUGUACAGGGCAAUGUCAGAACAUCUGUCAGCAGAAGAGUUGCUGAAUCGGUGUCUGUAUGCGCUGGAGAGUGCAUGGCAUCCAUGGUUCAAUCCUGCAUAUGGAACUUGCAAACUGAGCUACAAGAUUCCAGAGAAUCGUCCAUUAUUCAUGGCCUUGUUCCGCCACGUGCAAACACUGACUCGGCAAAGCUGUCUGAGCACUGCUUUGGAGUGUUGCAAGCUUCUGCUGUCCCUGGAUGAUGGGGACCCGAUGGGUGCUGCGUGCAUGAUUGACUACUUGGCAAUAAGGGCAGGGAGGUUUGAGUUUCUGCAGCGUCUUGUCGAUGAAGGGAUAGAUGCUUCUACUUCCCUGGCUCUUCUGCCUGGAAUGGCUUUUUCAGUGCCACUCUCCAAGUUCUUGAGAGCGCAGCAAGAGACUGCAAAAAGCCUGAACAGCAAGAUGCUGCCUGGCUGUGCCGCCCGCAGCAAAUCUGACAACCCUGGAGUGGAGGACAAUGGCACAAAGCGUGCAGUUGGGGCCAAUGCUCAAGAUAAUGCUGACCAGUCCCUGGUUGAUGCCAUUUUGUUGUACCCUGUAGUGGUGGUCCGUCUGCUGGCCAAACUGAAAGAGAAAGGUGUGGGCAUUGACAAGGAAUGGACUGGACUUCUAUCCAAAAAUCCAUUGUCGGGUGCAGGGGAUAACAGCAGUGCGUCGCUGAACCAUCUGGUGAACAUCUUUGUGGAACGCAAUCAUCUUUUGUGGAAGGGGCCUAGAGUGCUUGCAUGGCUCAAGGAAGGCUGUCAGCAAGCAGCAGCCGCUUGUACCCCUGGCAGUGCUCCAGUGGGCACGACAGUGCCAGCAGAUUGGUGCUGUGUUCGAAACGAGGCAUUCCCGCCGUCGGGAACAAACGAGUAUCGGCAUCUGCACCUGUAUGACUUCAGCGAUGAUGUGCCCCAACUCCCAGCAGAAGAGCUCAGAGAGGCAAUGGGUGGGGGGCGUGAUGAAAUACAUGCAGCCAUGGCCGGAGUGGAGCAAAGAAUGGCGGAAGCGUUGGAACAAAGAGAUAACCAACGGGGGAUUGUACAGUUGACCGAGGAAGAACUUCGGAACAGCAACCCACUGCUUGUCUUCUUGCGGUCUUUGCUGCCAUGGGUGCAGCCUGGGAGGCAAGCAAACGGCGACCAUGCCCAUCAAUGA
This is a messenger RNA of Ostreobium quekettii, 2028 nucleotides long. The record is from the annotation of a GenBank genome assembly. NCBI's taxonomy places the organism in Eukaryota, Viridiplantae, Chlorophyta, Ulvophyceae, Bryopsidales, Ostreobiaceae.